CAAAACAAAUGGCAGCGCUGUCGCUUCUCGCUCUCCGCCAGGCCGCUCACUGAACCGCCCAAGGAAGGGGCUGCUCAACUGUACCAGUUGUCGCCGCCUAUUGAAGCCCAGGCCGACGGCUCUAGCACGGCAAAUUUCAAGAUAGAGGGCGCAUUCUUCGCCGUCCAAGGCACCAGGGCCAGUGGAAACACCUCCAGCAUCAGCACACAAGAAUUCCGAAAAAAUACACCUGGGCCCGGGAGGAUCCGUUUUCGGCAUCAAGGCGGAGGAUGGCGCCGUGGUCUGGGACGAUACUUCAACGAAAGGUCAUACGACGGAGGUGGAGGACGGUUUUGA
Messenger RNA from Colletotrichum gloeosporioides, 336 nucleotides. RefSeq lists its product as uncharacterized. The annotation marks the transcript as partial. The record is from RefSeq and is a predicted model, not a curated record. The transcript has a single exon. Lineage: Eukaryota; Fungi; Ascomycota; Sordariomycetes; Glomerellales; Glomerellaceae.